Messenger RNA from Ricinus communis (castor bean), 2048 nucleotides. Its product is annotated as protein SKIP34. Lineage: Eukaryota; Viridiplantae; Streptophyta; Magnoliopsida; Malpighiales; Euphorbiaceae. The record is from RefSeq and is a predicted model, not a curated record. The transcript has 2 exons. Bases 189 to 491 code for a protein of 100 amino acids.
ACCAUAGCAACAAAGGCGAGUCUACUGUCUACGCAUCUAACGCACCAGAUUAAACAGUAAAAAAAGAAAAAACUGUUAGUUAUCUUUUCCUCAAAAAGAAAAGAGUUGCUUGUCUUUUGAUCUCCUGAGUCUUGACAGACUGAUAACUAAUAGACACGACAGAAAAAAAAAAAAAGAAAAAAAGAAAAAUGUGUUACGGUCACCGACGUUCCUUAUCACCAGACGACCUGAUCCCUAGUCGAAACCGCCGACCUCAAAACGACAACGAGAACAACAACGCAUCCGUCGUAGAAGAUCUUCGAGACCGGCUCGCGGAGACCGAGGCUCGGCUAGAGCGAGCGAGAGCUCGAGAAGCCGAGCUGAGUCGACGAUUAGAGGAGAUGAAGCGGUUUGUCUCCGUUAUGGAGAUCCUUGAGACUUACCUGAAACGGAGAUAUCGCGAGCAGCAAGAACACGUGGCUCGCUUUUUCUCUUCUUUGCCAGCUACGUAGCGCCUUGUGGUUUUUCUCCCAAUAGAUACCGCUGUUUGUUUAUACUUAUUUUCUUUUUGGGGGUGGAAUGGAAUCAAUAUUGGGUUUUUUUUUUUGGCUAACUGAUGGUGUGAUGUUGUCAUGUGUUUGAUAGUUUUAUAUGAAAUUAUCAUUACUGUCAAUCAAUGAUAUGAAAUUAUAGUAAUUUUAGCAGCUCCUGAUGACAUGAAAUUGCAGUUCUGUAAUUUUAUCAUUUGUUUGUGUUUUAUAAAAUGCUAGAGGGAAACAUGAUUCUUCGAGUCCAUCGUUUAUAAUUGUACUGUAUCAAACAUAGUGAUGCAAGAAGAGCAAAAUUGCUUCAUUUGAAGAACAACGGAAAAUUGGGGAUAUUGUUACAGCGUGAUGCUACUAUGGGGUUUUUGUUGGGUUAGGAAAGUUUAUUUUAAUGGAGUGCUUAAUCACUUGAAGAAACUGAUAUCCAGGCACUGAGUAGUUUCAUUGAUUUCAAGUAGCUUGCGAGUUGGCUGAGCUCGACACGUAGCCAUUGAUUACAUUGGCUUGUGGAAUUGGUAUUGGGGAGUGGGGAGUACUUCGGGUGAGAUUCAGUUCUUAUAUGACCGUGAGCUAGAUUUUAUGAGUUAGGACAAUUACAGGAAGUCCUACAUUAACUAGGAUUCCUUGAAUUUCUGCUGAUAUCUUGUCUUUAACUCAUAACGCACCCAGAGAUUAGAGACUCUGCAGUUUCACAAUGGCAGGAAGGCCUGUUGCUACUUUGUUUAAGAGAACAAUGAAUCCUUAGAUUUUGCAUUUUGACAGAAGAAUUUUGCCACCGAGUACACCCUUCAUUGCCAUUGUCUUGAAAUGUGACUGAUUAGAUCAGAAAACUGAUGCAAGAAUAAUCCAUUCUGAGUCAUAUCAUAAGUCUUUAGCAUGCUGCAAAUCUCCGACUGUAUCUUAGCCUUCCCUUGUUGUGGAGGGAUUAUGAGUUGAAGCGUUCAUUGAACUUGGAAGGCCUUUUUAUUAUGCAGGAUGAGAUUACAUGAGCAAACAUAUGCAGAAAGAGACUCAUAAAGCCUCGCACUAGAAUCAUAUCAGAGACAGUGAGACCAUAAUGCCGCAGCUGGUUAAUUUGGCGAUUGAUUUUCCAUGAUUGUUAUCAUCCCCAUAUGGGAGGCUGCAUCAGCUUCAAAGAAUGCUCAAGCAGGAGUGUGGGAAUGAAUAGUGAGUACCCCUAUCUCCAUGUGUGUGAUUACAAUUCGCAAGUUAUGACGAUCCUCCAGAAUGCAUUGAGCCUCAACUCAAUUGUUCAACACUAGCAUGAAGUCUUCACACAAUGUAGAACAUGAACUUCCAGUAGAAUUCUGGGCCUAAAGGGCGAGGACUACAGGCUAUUUCUUGUUUACCCAAAAGGAAAAAUGAACAGGAUAAUUCUGAAGUAAAGGCCCAAAAAUAUAUACGCUCGCCCAUAUAUGAGUCACACGAUAGCCAAUUUGGCUUUAUCAGUCAAUUUACUUCUUGUGAAAAGAUUUGUAAUCAGUUUUUUAAUUGUCAAAUUAGUAGAUGAAGUUGAUUUCAUCA